Diospyros lotus (date-plum) is the source of this 1547-nucleotide messenger RNA. RefSeq names its product sodium/hydrogen exchanger 7-like. The coding region runs from base 126 to 1547 and encodes 473 amino acids. The transcript has 15 exons. Gene Ontology annotation, biological process: proton transmembrane transport. Gene Ontology annotation, molecular function: sodium:proton antiporter activity. Gene Ontology annotation, cellular component: membrane; chloroplast envelope. Lineage: Eukaryota; Viridiplantae; Streptophyta; Magnoliopsida; Ericales; Ebenaceae. The record is from RefSeq and is a predicted model, not a curated record.
CACUUUAUUUGGUGCCCAUAUAGACAGGAGUACAUUACAUGUGUUUGCUACUGUGUUUCUUUCUUCGUGAAUAGACUGAAUUGAGGUUGAAUUGGUGGUGGAGAUUGACGGAUUGAGGCGAAGGAAUGGCUUCGGUGGCGGAGGACGGGCCGUUUCCGAUGAGGCUCGCGGCAGAGGCGGAGAGUUCGACUUCGAAUCCGACGGAUGCUGUGAUCUUCGUAGGAAUAAGCUUGGUCUUGGGAAUUGCGUGCCGACAUCUCCUCAGGAGCACCAGAGUACCAUACACCGUGGCUCUUCUCACUCUCGGCAUCGCCCUCGGUUCUUUAGAAUAUGGAACAAAGCAUCAACUUGGGAAGAUUGGGGAUGGCAUUCGUAUCUGGGCACAAAUUGAUCCUGAUCUUUUAUUGGCUGUUUUUCUCCCUGCACUUCUUUUUGAGAGUUCAUUUUCGAUGGAAGUGCACCAGAUAAAGAGGUGUAUAGCACAAAUGAUUAUACUUGCCGGGCCUGGUGUUCUCGUAUCAACCUUCUGUCUCGGAUCUGCCAUUAAGCUCACUUUUCCAUAUGACUGGAGCUGGAAGACCUCUUUGUUGAUUGGAGGGCUUCUUAGUGCUACUGAUCCUGUGGCUGUUGUAGCUCUGUUGAAAGAGCUAGGUGCAAGCAAAAAAUUGAGUACUAUAAUUGAAGGAGAAUCCCUAAUGAAUGACGGGACGGCAAUAAUGGUCUAUCAGUUAUUCUUUCGGAUGGUCCUUGGGCAGACCUUUAGUUGGGGAGCUGUACUAGAAUUUCUAACAAAAGUUUCUCUCGGAGCUGUAGGCAUGGGUCUCGCGUUUGGAAUAGCAUCUGUUUUGUGGCUUGGGUUUAUUGUCAAUGACAUUGUCAUAGAGAUUGCGCUGACACUUACAGUGAGCUACAUUACUUUCUUCACAGCUCAAGAAGGUGCUGAUGUUUCUGGUGUUCUGGCAGUGAUGACUUUGGGGAUGUUCUAUGCUGCAUUUGCUAGGACUGCUUUUAAGGGUGGUAGUCAACAAAGGUUGCAUCAUUUUUGGGAAAUGGUUGCCUAUAUUGCUAAUACUUUGAUUUUUAUCUUAAGUGGUGUUCUUAUAGCUGAAGGUGUACUUGGCAAUGACAAACUUUUUGAAAACCAUGGAAAUUCAUGGGGCUACCUUAUUCUCCUUUAUGUUCUCGUUCAAGUGUCUCGCAUGGUGGUUGUUGGAGUGUUGUUUCCCUUCUUGCGGUACUUUGGUUAUGGUUUGGACUGGAAAGAAGCUAUUAUUCUUGUAUGGUCAGGCUUGCGAGGGGUUGUUGCAUUGUCACUGUCAUUGUCAGUUAAGCAAUCCAGUGGCGACUCAAACAUCUCUUCUGAGACAGGAACUCUGUUUGUCUUUUUCACUAGUGGCAUCGUAUUUCUAACGCUCAUUGUGAAUGGAUCAACCACCCAGUUUGUUUUACAUUUCCUAAAUAUGGAUAAGUCAUCUGCGCCAAAGUCCAAGAUGAAAAUAAGAUCUCAAGAAACAGCUUUUGAUGUAGAAAGUAGCCAGCAAAAAUGA